Molecule: messenger RNA, 2098 nt
Organism: Mya arenaria
Lineage: Eukaryota; Metazoa; Mollusca; Bivalvia; Myida; Myidae
Product: tRNA-dihydrouridine(47) synthase [NAD(P)(+)]-like
Exons: 12
Coding region: 89-2032 (647 amino acids)
Biological process (GO): tRNA processing
Molecular function (GO): RNA binding; tRNA dihydrouridine synthase activity; flavin adenine dinucleotide binding
Source: RefSeq, a predicted model, not a curated record
CGCAGACACAACUGUCAUCUUAUUUCGUGGCUGUGUCACGACGUGAGAAAGUUUAUAAUAGAACAGGCAUCUUCCACCAGUUGUUACAAUGGCGGAAAGGCCAGUUCAACAAGAUGCACCAGGAGUGGCAAAGAUUAAGCCAGAGUUUCUUCUUCUGGAUUACAAGCCAACUUUAGACACGGAGUAUGUAUCUGAAGAAGUAAAACAACAGCUGGAGGGUGCUGCAAAUGACAUAGAUGAAAAUGAACCGUCGGGGCCUCCAAACAAGAAAAUUAAACUGAAAGGGCGAAACAAGCAGAGGCCCAAAGGAAAAAAGAUCGAAGCAAGCGAUAAACUUUGUCCUGCGAUAAUGCAAGAGAGGGAGUGUUCAUUUGGGGACAAAUGUAAAUUUAACCAUGACAAAGCUAAGUUUAUUGCUAGCAAGCGUGAAGAUAUUGGAAGCGAAUGUUAUUUAUUCAAAACUUACGGUAAAUGUCCAUAUGGAAUCGCAUGUAGAUUUGCCAAGUCUCAUAUGACAGAAGAUUUCAAAAAUGUUGUCAAUGCUGAGGUAGCAGAAAAGAAUUCUCGGGAAAGUCAUAUCACAAAUGUUUUGAAGAAGGAUCUGCAGGUUUCUUUAUGGAAAAGAAGGUAUGAUUUUUCAAAGUCCGAUAAAGUGUUAGAAAAGGUUUGCCCAUGGUCAAAAGACCAGAAGAGAAGGGACUUCAAUAAAAAUACAAACAUAGCACCAAACAAAGGAGAUAAUGUAGAAACUGAAAAUAAAGCUGAGGUAGGCAGUGUUGCAGCUGAGAGUAGUGAACGAAAGGAAUCAUCAAGCAUAUUGGCACAGUCUAACAAUGGAGCCUCAGAUGGUUCGGCUGUUGGGAAUGGGCAGCAGCAUGUUGUGGCGGAAAGACUUUCAGCCAACGUUGAUGCUGCCUCGGGAAUCGAAUGUGAGAACACAUCAGUGGCUGAUCUAAAUGUUCCGGAAGCAAAAAAAAUUGACUUCUCAGACAAGCUGUACCUGGCUCCACUCACAACGGUGGGUAACUUGCCAUUCCGGCGCAUAUGUAAGCGUUUUGGUGUAGAUGUGACGUGUGGGGAGAUGGCCGUGUGUACAAACCUGUUACAGGGACAACAGUCUGAGUGGGCACUUCUCAAACGACACGAGUCAGAGGACAUUUUUGGAGUACAGUUAUGUGGAGGUUACCCUGACUCCAUGACCCGCUGUUCCCAGCUGAUCUGUGAAACCAUGGACGUUGACUUCAUAGACAUCAACUGUGGAUGCCCAAUAGACCUCAUCUUUAACAAGGGGGAAGGCAGUGCAUUGAUGGGUCGAACAGGAAAGUUUGAGCAGAUAGUUAACAGUAUGCGGUCAGUGAUGGACGUCCCAUUGACGGUGAAACUGCGUACAGGGAUUUACGACAACAGGAAUAUCGCUCACACUCUCAUGCCUAGGUUGAGAGAAUGGGGCGUUAGUCUUACCACUCUUCAUGGGCGAUCCCGUCAGCAGAGAUAUACCAAACUGGCAGACUGGGACUACAUACAGGAGUGUGCAAAAGCCGCAGCACCCAUGCCUCUAUUUGGUAAUGGAGACAUUAUGUCCUAUGAAGACGCCAAUCUCCGAAGACAGCAGACUGGCGUUGCAGGCUUGAUGAUUGCAAGAGGGGCUCUGAUUAAGCCAUGGGUAUUCACAGAGAUAAAAGAGCAACGUCACUGGGACAUAAGCUCCACAGAGAGAUAUGACAUGUUGAAAGAUUAUGUCAACUUUGGGCUCGAUCACUGGGGCUCGGACAGUCAGGGUGUGGAAAACACCCGCCGGUUCCUGCUGGAGUGGUUGUCCUUCCUGUACAGGUACAUCCCGGUGGGUUUACUAGAUCGUGUCCCACAGCAGAUCAACGAGCGCCCUCCCUACUACAAGGGCCGCAAUGACCUUGAAACUCUGAUGGCAAGCCCCAACUGUGGUGAUUGGCUUAAAAUCAGUGAGAUGUUACUGGGCCCAGUACCAAUUGGGUUUAACUUCCUGCCCAAACACAAGGCUAACGCUUACAAAUGAUGAUGUCACUUCCUGUUUUGUGUGAAAUCAAGACUGUAGAAGAAAAUAAAACCAGACUUCGUUGCA